This is a messenger RNA of Dermacentor silvarum, 588 nucleotides long. RefSeq names its product calcium-activated chloride channel regulator 1-like. Lineage: Eukaryota; Metazoa; Arthropoda; Arachnida; Ixodida; Ixodidae. The transcript has 3 exons. Bases 1 to 588 code for a protein of 195 amino acids. The record is from RefSeq and is a predicted model, not a curated record.
AUGGCUAAGCACCUUCCUGCACUGUUUGCAAUUGUGAGCGUACUCGGGAACUUGGCCGCACUGGAGAUCGACAAGUCCGACGGUGGCUACAAAGACGUGCUGGUUUCCAUCCAUGCUGACGUCCAGCCAGAUGAGGCUAUCUUGGAUAACCUCAAGGUUCUGCUACGGGCUUCGUCUGAAUUCCUCCACCGCGCCACCAAUGGACGAGUGUAUUUCCGACACGUGAUCAUCGACAUCCCAGAGACGUGGCCUAAAAGAAGCGUCGCCCGGAGCGUGUCGUCAGAGUUUUCCACUUGGAGCGACGUUCGCAUCAAGAAUCCCAUACGAACUGUUGACUUACCUGUCUUCGCGAAGACAUCGAGGCGCUGCGGUCAGCGGGGAGACUUUAUCCAGCUGUCGUCCAGCUUUCUCGCAAACCUCAACUCGUCAACUACUGAGACCUACGAGAGCGCAGCGUAUGCCUUCGUGCACGCAUGGGCGCAAUUCAGGUACGGCGUCUUCGAAGAGUACGGCAGUAUCCAUGACGACGACAAUCCUUUGACCUAUUGCGAGCUUGACGGAAAGGUCGGUGAUAAUCUUUUGACGUAA